This is a messenger RNA of Heteronotia binoei (common prickly gecko), 3703 nucleotides long. RefSeq names its product transducin-like enhancer protein 1. The coding region runs from base 196 to 2529 and encodes 777 amino acids. Gene Ontology annotation, biological process: regulation of DNA-templated transcription; negative regulation of canonical Wnt signaling pathway. Lineage: Eukaryota; Metazoa; Chordata; Lepidosauria; Squamata; Gekkonidae. The record is from RefSeq and is a predicted model, not a curated record. Gene Ontology annotation, molecular function: protein binding; transcription corepressor activity. Gene Ontology annotation, cellular component: nucleus; transcription regulator complex. The transcript is spliced from 20 exons.
GGGGGGGCGGUCGCACACAGAAGACGGCGACCCACCCCGCCCGCCCACCCACCCACCCUGCUGCUGGGCGUGCUGGAGGCGGCUGGGCUCCAGGGGCCCCGAUCCAGGCUCUGGCGCUUGGUUCUGUUCCUUAGGAUGCAACUCUGAUCUCAGAAGUCACACCACAAGAAGAGGACAUAUGGUGUCUCAUCAAACAUGUUCCCCCAAAACCGUCCCCCGGCUCACCUGCAGGCUCCUCCUGUUGCUACUGCGGCAGCUGCUGUCGCUGCCGCCGCAGCCAGUGUAGUUUCAACCACCCCACAGUCCUUGAAGCUGACGUACCCAGAGAUCUUGGAUCGCAUCAAAGAAGAAUUUCAGUUCCUGCAGAACCAAUAUCACAGCUUGAAGCUCGAAUGUGAAAAGUUGGCAACGGAAAAGACGGAAAUCCAGCGGCAUUAUGUCAUGUAUUAUGAAAUGUCCUAUGGUCUGAACAUCGAAAUGCACAAACAGACGGAGAUUGCCAAGCGGCUCAAUGUCAUUUGUGCGCAGCUCAUCCCCUUCCUGUCCCAAGAGCAUCAGCAGCAGGUGGUUCAAGCCGUGGAACGUGCCAAGCAGGUGACUAUGGCAGAACUGAACGUGGCAAUCGGGCACCAGAUUCAGGCCCAGCACCUCUCCCAUCAUGCACCCCCCAUUCCGCUGACACCUCACCCCUCCAGCGUGCAGUCGGCAAGUCUGGCUACCAUCAGCAGUGCUUCCGGACUCUUGGCGCUCUCCGGGGCACUGGGGGCUCAGGCCCAGCUUGUCCCGAAGGAUGAUCGAGGACUUCAUGAUGCAGAGCACAGAGGUAUGGGACAGAUGCUUAGUUCAUUAGCCUUGUCCAACGGAGAAAGGAUGCGGGCCAUUUCGGACUAUCUGACUGGUGGCAAAAAGAGGAAGUCUGAGGAGAAGGAUUACGGCACAGACUAUGGGAGCGAUGGAGAGAAGAGUGACGAUAGCCUUGUGGUGGAUGAGGACCCCUCUUCCCCCCGCAGCGUCCACUCCUUCUCCUCCCGAGAGAACGGAGUGGACAAAGUGUCCCUGCAGCGGAAGGAGCCCGUUCAGCUCAGCCCCACCUCCAUGGCUUCCUCCAGCAGUGCCUCCCCGCCACGGAUUGCCAAGGAUGUGGCCAUAGUGGAGAAGGAUGGUACCCCAGGCUUGAAAUCAAGCACCCCAACCUCCCAAGGCGAAGGGAUGGGCGCAGGUUCCAGCAGCAGCAGCACCCCGCAGCUCCGCCCAGGCGUGGCCAAGCAGACGGUGGAAUCGCUUGCACUCGGCCUGCGAAACCCGCUUGCUCUCCAAGGCACCUAUCCAGCUACCUUCAAUGUAACCCACGCAUCUGUCAAUGGAGAAAUAGCCAGUGCUGGGGCUUACGCUGGACUGCAUCUCGUGGCUCCCCAGAUUAAUGGGGCGGCUGUUGUGGGGGCUGGCACUUACGGACGCUCCCCACUGGUUACCUAUGAUCCCCAUUCACACUUGCGGGUUCCAGGACUCUCUACAGGGAUGCAGGCCGGAACGUCUUCAGGGAAACCUGCCUACUCCUUCCACGUGAGUGCCGACGGUCAAAUGCAGCCAGUCCCCUUCCCCCCUGAUGCCCUCAUCGGCUCCGGCAUCCCACGACACGCGCGCCAGCUCCACACGUUGACCCACGGUGAGGUGGUCUGCGCCGUGACCAUCAGCAACUCCACCCAGCAUGUCUACACGGGAGGGAAGGGCUGUGUCAAGGUGUGGGACGUGGGGCAGCCUGGAGCCAAGACACCUGUCGCGCAGUUGGACUGCCUGAAUCGUGAGAACUACAUCCGGUCCUGCAAGCUUCUCCCCGACAGCCGGAGCCUCAUUGUGGGUGGGGAGGCCAGCACCCUCUCCAUCUGGGACCUGGCAUCUCCCACCCCCCGGAUCAAGGCCGAGCUGACCUCCUCCGCCCCGGCCUGCUACGCCCUGGCCAUCAGCCCCGACGCCAAGGUCUGCUUCUCCUGCUGCAGUGAUGGGAACAUUGUGGUGUGGGACCUGCAGAACCAGACGCUGGUUAGACAGUUCCAGGGUCACACAGAUGGCGCCAGCUGCAUCGACAUCUCCAAUGAUGGCACCAAGCUCUGGACAGGGGGGCUGGACAACACUGUCCGGUGCUGGGAUCUGAGGGAAGGCCGGCAGCUUCAGCAGCAUGACUUCAGCUCCCAGAUCUUCUCCCUGGGCUACUGUCCCACAGGUGAAUGGUUGGCUGUUGGGAUGGAGAGCAGCAAUGUAGAAAUAUUGCAUGUAUCGAAGCCCGAGAAGUACCAGCUCCACCUUCAUGAGAGUUGCGUCUUGUCCCUCAAAUUUGCCUCCUGCGGGAAAUGGUUUGUCAGUACGGGAAAGGAUAACCUCUUGAAUGCGUGGAGAACCCCGUAUGGAGCCAGUAUAUUCCAGUCUAAGGAGUCCUCCUCCGUCCUCAGCUGUGAUGUUUCAAUGGACGACCAGUUCAUCGUCACAGGCUCCGGGGACAAGAAAGCUUCCGUGUAUGAGGUCAUCUACUGAAGAAGGGCGGCCGCCUUGUCAGGAAUCCUUCCUGGGACAGGAGCUAAUCACUCUCUCCCCAGUUUCCAGCCAAAGAAUAAAGCUUGCAGGAACUUGGCCGGUGAGAACGGGGCAGCCCCAACUCCACCCCAGGCUGAGCACCCUCCUUUUACCCCGGAGAGGGAGAGAAAGCACUCGUUGCAGAACAAAACAAAAAGGACUGCUGCUGCUGCUGCUGUUUUGUUUCUCCCUGUCUUUUGUUUUCGUUUUCCUCGGGAGCAUUUUCAUCUUUGGGGGGACUGUUUUUUUGUGUGUUGAUUUUUUUUUAAAAGCUCUGGCCAAUAAAAAAGGGAAAGGGGUUAGUUGUGAUGGAAAGGUACCAUUGCAGUGUGGGGUUUUUUUGCUUUGACAGGUGUAUUUAAUUUUUUAAAAGUCCGCCGCAGCUAUGACUCUCACAGGAGGAGAUUUUUUUUAAAAGAGUUUCCGGUGUGAGGCAGCCAAGCGUUCGGUUCUUAGAAGAAAGGUCUGAAAAGGAGGGGGAAGCAGGCUGGGAAAAAGAGCUGGCUGGAGUCUUAGCCCUGAGAGCUGUCCCCACAGGCCUGCUGUUCCCCUUCAUCUGGGGCUUUAUUUCUCCUAGGAGAGUUUUCUAAACAUUUUGAAAAGAUUAUGUCUUUCUUUUUAAAAAUGGGAAAAGACCAAGUGAGGAGACUCAGAAUCCAGCAACUAAUUAAAAAAGGGGAGAAACAUAUAAACAAAUAUUAUAUCUUUGGGGGCAGAUCUACACAUAAGGUUCUGUGAAUGGUUUCUAAAUAUCUUACAAUUCACCCAUACACAAUUGUCAUCUACAUGCCAUGUCCUCAAACGCUGAUGAAAUUGCAGGGUGCUAGGUUCACUGAGUGUCAGGAGGCGGGCAUUUCUAUCUCCAGUGCUCUGAUACAAGUCUUUUAGCUGCAGGCAAGGCACAGAGGGUCUGUGGCAAUUGACCAUUAGUUAGACUCCAAGAGAUGGGCAGCUAGUUUAAAAUCUCUUAAGAACAUUGCUGUUGAGGAGGAAAACUGCCUGCUUACAACAGCUCGGAGACCCCACUGAGGUAUAGUGCCAAGAAAUGGGUGAUUGGUUCAUGCUAGACCCUAGAUUCCUCUCCUGUAAACAGACAAUCCUUAAUGCAAUUAAAGAUUCUUUUUGUGUUCGCUUU